AUGCUAUCAGGCCAACUACCAAGCUCUCUUGGUAGUUGCAUGUCAUUAGAGUACCUAUACAUGGGAGGAAACUAUUUUCAAGGCACCAUUCCUGAUUCAUUGUCAUUGAAGGGUCUAGUUGAGUUAAAUUUGUCAAAUAACAAUUUAUCUGGCAAAAUCCCACAAUUUUUACAGAGACUCAAGUUACAAAACCUAGAUUUGUCAAACAAUAACCUUGAAGGUGAAGUACCUAUUGAUGGAGUCUUCGAAAAUGCAAGCAGUGUUUACAGGACUAAGAAACCCACGGCUUAUGAUGAUUCGGAAAAUUUUCCAAAUUUGUCAUACCAAACGCUUCUUAAAGCCACAAAUGGGUUUUCCUCGGAUAAUUUGAUAGGCAGUGGUACCUUUGGUGCUGUAUACAAGGGAGUCCUUGAAGAGCAUGAAUCAACUGUAGCCAUAAAGCUGUUUCAGCUUCAAAAUCACGGUGCUUUCAAGAGUUUCAUAGCUGAAUGUGGAGUUCUUCGAAACAUCAGACACCGGAAUCUUCUCAAAGUUGUAACAGCUUGCUCAAGUGUGGAUUAUCAAGGCAGAGAUUUCAAAGCUUUAAUUUAUGAGUACAUGGCGAAUGGAAGUUUGGAUGAUUGGUUACAUCCUCCAAAUUCAAUCAUUGGGGUUGAGGAAGAUAAUAAUGGCUCAAGGCACUUAAGUCUUCGCCAAAGACUUGAUAUUGCAGUUGAUGCUGCAUUUUCUUUGGAAUAUCUUCAUCACUAUUGUGGUUCCUCCAUUGUUCACUGUGACCUCAAGCCAAGCAAUGUUCUCCUUGAUGAUGAAAUGGUAGCUCAUGUUGGUGACUUUGGCCUAGCCAAGUUUCUCUCAAAAGGCAUCAACGACUCUAAUUCCAAUCAGUCUAGCUCUAUUGGAGAUAGAGGUACUAUCGGUUAUGCUCCUCCAGAGUAUGGUGUGGGAAAUGAAGUGUCCACUAGUGGCGAUGUCUACAGCUUUGGGAUUCUAUUACUGGAAAUGAUUACAGGAAAGAGACCAACUGAUGAUAUGUUUAAAGGGGGGCUAACCUUAUAUCGCUUCGUCAAAGAAGCUUUGCCUAGAGAUGUAGUCGAGAUUCUGGAUCGUGUCCUUCUUGAAGACAUAGACUGUCCAGAUAGCAGCUUACAGUUGGAGGCCCUGACUUCUAUACUCGAAACAGCACUUUCCUGCUCAACAGAGAUCCCAGCAGAAAGGUUAGACAUGAGUGAUGUUGCUGCAAAGCUAUCAUCGAUCAAAAACAAGCUCCUUGGAACUCGUUUACAACAAAGGAGGAGAAUGCAAGCAGGGACACGAGGGUGA
Messenger RNA from Chenopodium quinoa (quinoa), 1320 nucleotides. RefSeq names its product probable LRR receptor-like serine/threonine-protein kinase At3g47570. Bases 1 to 1320 code for a protein of 439 amino acids. Gene Ontology annotation, molecular function: protein kinase activity; protein binding; ATP binding. The transcript is spliced from 4 exons. The record is from RefSeq and is a predicted model, not a curated record. NCBI's taxonomy places the organism in Eukaryota, Viridiplantae, Streptophyta, Magnoliopsida, Caryophyllales, Amaranthaceae. Gene Ontology annotation, biological process: protein phosphorylation.